UGAUAAACAAUCAACAGAGUCACACACUACCAACGAACGAACGGUGACGGCCACCACCGGACAAUCAGCUAAGUAGCGGCGGAGUUUUCAACAGCAGUCUAAACACAAAAUCGACGAGAAGGCCGUGUUGUGGUAGUUACCUCCCCACCGCAACGCGUAUAACAAAGUUUUUUAACAUUUCAUGGAUUUUUAUUACUCUCGGUGUCAUAGCGGAAUUUGUAAUUUUUUUUCAGUACGACAACAUUCAUGCAUACCUACAGACGAUUAAACGAAUAUAGCCAAUCGCUUAUUAAAGUCGCUAAAAUUUGUUCACUGAGCAAAUAAAUUGUUUAUCGAUCGUUCCGUUUCGAAAACCGAAAACCAUACCCCACCCCUUGGUAGAUAAAUAAAUGAACAAAUGUUGUAUUGUGAAAAGUUGCCGAUUGACAAAUAGUACAAAAAACAGCAAAGUUCUGCGAAAUCAUUGUGGGGUGUAUUGUGUAUAUGCAGCCAAGUUCUUAAGUGUUUCAAGUGUAGUGGUGCUUUGUGCUUGGAAUUAAUUAUGAAUCUUUCGAAUUGUCAAAUUGUCAUUUUUGCACUCUACGACAAUCUAAAUUCGUACUCAAACGGCCACCAGUGUUGCGUUUUUUUUAAAGUGAUGUCACUACAGAUUUUCAAUUCAAUCGCUAUUCGAGAGAAUUGCUAGAAAAUCUAAUAAAGAAAGCAAACAUUCCAAUCAGUGUUCCGUGUUCGAUAAAGCAGCAGCAGCAGUAAUAAUGGCUACAGCAACAACAACAUCUUAGCGUAACCUUAUCUAAGUGCCCGCAUCAGAUUAUUGCUAUGAGUACGUGUUAAAGACGUUUUUUUUUAAACUUAAAAAAUAAAAACAAAUCGAAGGUAAUAGGUGCAACAAUUUAUUAUCGAAAUACAAAUAAUACACCUGUAUGGUGUGGUAUCCCUAGAAACUAAUGCCCAAAUGCUUAAUAAAUAAACCAUGGCAUAUGAAAGUGAAAAGUGAAUAAAUAAACAAAACGUACAAAAAAAAAACAACACCAAACAUCAAUACCUCUGCAUGGCAUUUAAUCGAAUAACAAAAUCCAAAAGGUAAACAAAUCAACAAAACCAAAAAAAAUCUACGACGAACUUCUGGUUCUGUUCUACCAACAACUUUACACUUUGCCAUACACCUUACCUUAGACAGCAACAACAAGAUCUAAGCAGCACCACAGAGGGGUAGUAGAGGCAAAAAGAGGCUCUUCACAACACAGAUCAGCCAACAAAACGAAGCAAGUGCUUCUUGAGGCGAUUAGUCAUCUGAUGCCAGUCACUCAUUUCAUUCCAGACCAGCCCAGCAGCAGCAUUUAAAUGAUGUUCCAAACAAUACAUAUUUCAUGUUGAAUCACCGUUUUAAUCGAGUUAAUAUUUUUACCUGGAAAUUCACACUAACAACAGUAACAACAACAACAAACGUCUCAAACUCUCUUGCACAAGCAGAGCAGCCUCUGAAUUUCUUCUUCAGCUAUAUACAACACACAGAGAGAGAGAGAGAGAGAGUAAAAAGAAAUCCACACGGCAAAUACAUCUGUCAAGUAGUUCUGAACAUUUCGACUCAGCAUCUUUUAUUGAAUUGAAUUCAUCAUGAGCACUGACGCCACAUAUGACAGCAUUGCUGCUACCACAGAUGAAAAUAUGACGGCAUCAACAGUAGAACAACUAUUUUCACCAUCCAUGCUAACGUUUGCGGCCGUCAUGACCCUGCUUAUAAUGGUUGUUGGCAUAUUUGGUAACUUCUUAACAGUGGCAGCUUUAAUCAAAUGUCCCAAAGUGCGAAAUGUGGCAGCAGCAUUUAUUAUGAGUUUGUGUAUUGCCGACUUAUUAUUUUGUGCUCUGGUGUUGCCAUUUAGUGCUUUCCGCUUCAUUGAAGGCACUUGGAAGCCGCGAGAUGUUCUUUGCAAGAUGAUACCAUUUAUACAGUAUGGCAACAUUGGUGUUUCAUUACUAUGUAUUGCUAUGAUCACCAUUAACAGAUAUGUUAUGAUAGCCCAUCACAAUUCGUACGGGAAAAUCUACAAACGCCAUUGGAUUGCUGCUAUGAUUGUAUUCUGUUGGGUUUUCUCAUAUGGCAUGCAGCUGCCAACCCUGGUUGGGGCCUGGGGUACUUUUGCAUACGAUGAAAAAUUAGGCACUUGCUCCAUUCGGGAAGAUGACCAUGGCCAUAGUAGUAAAACCACACUCUUCGUUACGGCCUUUGUAAUACCCUGUAUAAUUAUUAUCGCCUGCUAUACGAAAAUCUUUUGGGUGGUACACAAAUCGGAGCAAAGGCUAAAACGUCAUGCAAACAAGCAGAAUUCAAUACCAAAUAAUCUGAGGCCUCCACCCUCGGCGGCAGCCAGCAAUAUGGAUGCGGCAAAUCUUCAGAGUAGGGUGUCAUCGAGCAGCAGUUUUUCCACGGAUGUCAAGCAAGAAUCGAUUCAAAAGCAAUCCACCUCACGCAUUAAGGACCAAAGAGAGGUGCGGGCCAAGCGCAAUGAGUGGCGCAUCACCAAAAUGGUGUUGGCCAUAUUCUUGAGUUUUGUUGUCUGCUAUCUGCCCAUAACAAUUGCCAAAGUCGCUGACCAGGAGGUGGAGCAUCCCAAUUUACACAUACUCAGCUAUAUAAUGCUGUACUUGUCGGCUUGCAUCAAUCCCAUCAUAUAUGUGAUCAUGAACAAGCAGUACCGCAAGGCGUACCGAACGGUUAUCAUGUGUGAGCCCUCGCGUCUACUGCCUUUUGGCAAGCACGGCACGGGCGCCAAUGGCGGCGGUGGCAGUAGUGCUGCAGAGAAAUGGAAAGAUACCGGAUUGAGCCACAACCACAGUCGCACUAUUGUCUCGCAAAUGUCGGCAGUGGAACAGCCAAAUACCAGUUGCAGCAGUUCCGCCCAAGUCUCAGCUAUGGAAUUGACAGCAGCGCAAACAAGUACGCCGUCAGCGGCGGCGAGCGACAGUGCAGCAAACACGAAGGAAUCAAUCCCAGUGGCAAUGGCAGCAGCGGCGGCAAUACCUUCAUCUAUCAAGAAAGACGAGACAUCAGCAGCAACAAAGCCAGAGGCAGCGAAGAGCUAUCAAUCUUUGCCAGACCAGAGCACAGAGAAUCUAAAUCUAAACCCCAAUACCGGCUGCAGUCAUCCCAGCAACAACAACAACAACAACAAUCUCAAACAGCGCAAUGGCAACAACCCGACAACGACGACGCGCCCCUUAAAAGAGAUCAAUCGCAUAGCCCUGGUGGGCGGAGAUAUCAUUUUGGAAGAGGAGGAAGAGGACGAGGAGGUGACACAGGCAGUGGCAGCACCGAAGACGGAGACUGCUGUGCCCUACCCUAUGGAAGCAGUGGCCACAGUACCCGCCGUGCCACCUCCUCCGCCACCCCACAUAACCACAGCAGUACCACCGGCAGCCCCCACUACACCGGCAGCACGACCCGUGCCAGUGUACGUGAACGCGAGUGUAUUGCACCAGAAGAAAAACCCAUCCUAUGGUCAAAACAUAAACGUCACUCCAGAUAGUAAAAACUCCUCAAAACAACUUCUUACCAAAACAGCAAUCCCAAAAGACUCCAUCUAAUGCUUUAACUAAACAAUUAAGUCAAUCUCCAACUAGGGAAUAAGCAGAAGGCCCCAAUGGCACGUACUAAAGACAAAGCUCACCCUAUCCACACAUUCCAAUCACACAAACACACACACACACACUCCAAAAAUUUAUAUAAAUAUUUUACUAUGUAGUAGAGCCAUAGGCAAACAUUUGUAUUUUAUUUAAUCUCUAAGCUAAUCUUCUAAGUAAUCGCCCACAAAGGCAAGCACAUGCACUAUCACUUGCUCUAGCUUAAGUUUCCAAUAUUCCCCAUUUUCCCUACGACAUUCCUCCUUGGCGGGGUGCUUUUGUUUCACCCCACAAGGGCUGAACCCAGACAUUUACAGCAAUCAGAAGUUUUUCUAAAAGAAAAACACCCAAAAAAAACAUACAUUCCAACAAAAGUGCUAAAGAAUGAAACGAAAGUAUUUUUUUUUUAUAUUUAUUUGUUAUCUGUAAUUAUUAUUAUUUUAUUAUUAUUAUUAUUGCUAUUAAUAUUGUUAGUGAUAUUAAACGAAAGAACCAUCGAAUCGUGCCUAACUAAAAAUCUAAUCGAUCAUUCAGUGCAGAAGGGUCACCACCAAAACUGAUAAGCCUGCCUGCAAGCAAUUAUG
Molecule: messenger RNA, 4205 nt
Organism: Stomoxys calcitrans (stable fly)
Lineage: Eukaryota; Metazoa; Arthropoda; Insecta; Diptera; Muscidae
Gene: moody
Product: G-protein coupled receptor moody
Exons: 6
Coding region: 1618-3585 (655 amino acids)
Biological process (GO): G protein-coupled receptor signaling pathway
Cellular component (GO): membrane
Molecular function (GO): G protein-coupled receptor activity
Source: RefSeq, a predicted model, not a curated record